GCUAUGGAAAUAUCCCAAACGCAAAUUCGCAAGUUUUCGUGAUUGCUGUAAUUUCUUUACGUCUUUUUCCCCUUUCCGCUUGCAAAGAGAGAGAGAGAGAGAGAGAGAGAGAGAGAGAGAGAGAGAGAGAGAGAGGUGGCCGGCAAAGGGGAAAUAGGGAAACUUAUCCGGCCGUUUUGUUGUUUGUCUUCUUCGGCAAGUCCCGCACGGACACCUGGCCAUGGUUUCGUCAUCAGGACCGGUUCACGAGUACACUCACUCUCUACAUUCCAGAAAGAAGCUUCGACUAAUAGAUGUUGAGGACCAAGAUAGUCAUUCAAGUGUCUGUCUAGGCAUUGACAAUGGCGCUGCCUCAUCAAUGCAGCAAUCCAACUCCAUUAAUAUCUUUUAUUGCAAUUCUGAUGAAAAGUUUGGUCCAGAUUGUGCUAUGAAGAUGAAUUGCCAGUCCAAUGGAAAUGGUAGUGAUAUUAUGGAGGUUUGUAACAGUGGUGGAUCUUCAUAUCAUGACCAGGGUUUAUUGGGGUAUGCCUCGUCGACUUUUGUGAGUGGAUGGAUGUACCUAAACGAGCAUGGUCAGAUGUGUGGUCCAUAUCUUCAACAACAGUUAUACGAUGGUUUAUCUACUGGUUUCUUGCCAGAUGAACUUCCUGUGUAUCCUGUUAUCAAUCAAACCUUACUGAACCCCGUGCCUUUGAAGUACUUCAGACAGUUUCCUAACCAUGUUGCAACUGGUUUUGCAUAUUUGAGUAUGGUCACAACUAACACGGUCAGUCCUUCAAAUUAUCCUACCUCGUGUACUGUAGAUUCAGCAGCCCAGGGACAAAGGAAUGUUGUUAGCCAUGCUGCCGGAGCUGCUGUUCACGGUGACUCGGAGUUGUCAACCCAUGUUAACUGUAACAGUUAUAAUCCCAAUAACUUCACAGUGACUCCUGAACCAGCUAGCUGCGUUACACCAUUUACAUUACCGAGAGGAGAAGAUGUUUGUUGGUUUAUUGAGGAUGGUGAAGGUAGGAAGCAUGGACCAUAUUCUCUUUCACAAUUAUAUUCAUGGCAUCAGUACGGGUAUAUCCGAGAUUCAGUUAUGGUAUAUCAUGCUCAGGCUAAAUUUAGUCCUGUGACAUUAUCAUGUAUAAUCAAUGCAUGGAGAUUAGCUCAAGGUCAGUUUGCACUGUAUUCUGAAGCCAAAUACAAUGAGAUGCUGGUAGCAAAUGUACCAACAACUGGCUCAGGGGGCAAUAUCAUAUCUGAAAUUUCUGAAGCAGUGUCAUUUCAGCUGCAUAAUGGAAUACUGAAAACAGCUCGUAGGGUUGUGGUAGAUGAGAUCAUCCACAGCAUCAUUUUAGAGUUUUAUGAUACUAAGAAAGAUUCUCAACAUGUUAAGAUUGAGUCAGCUAAUUUCUCCCAAAAGAAUAUUGAAUCAAUGGAUCAAGCUGCUGUCAGUUGCUCUAUGGAUGCUGGAACGCAGUCCAAAAUUAGCAAUGAGGAGAAUCAUGUUUCAGAGGGUGAGGCAGCAACUUCUCAAAAUGUAUCUCACCAGAAAUGCGUUAAUUGUGUAUCUAAUGACUCUCGUAUCAUUAGAAAGUCUGUGGGAAACAUUGAAAACUUUUGGGAUUCAUAUUCAGCUGUUUGUCGAGUUCUUUUUGACUAUUGCAUGCAAGUUAUGUGGAAUGCUGUCUUUUAUGAUCCUGCUGUAGAGUAUUCAUCUGCCUGGAGAAGGAGAAAACUUUGGUCUUGUGCUUCAGAGGUUUCUACCGCUACUAGUGAUUGCAGGGACCAUUGUGAAAAGAGUAUUGACGUAAUGGAUGGACCUUCAGUAUCUCCGCUGGAAUCCUCUGCUUGUGAAAUUGAUUGCCCUCCUGGGUUUGAGUUUCUGAAAAAUGCCUUAGAUAGUCAGGCUCAGUUGUCUUGCAUUACUUCAUCUCUACCUGUGGGAGAGAAGUCAUCCAAACAGAACAGUUCAUCAUGCAACAGUGGUACGGUUGAUGAUAUAAAAUGCAUUCUGGAAGGCGUAGAAACAGAGCUUCAUUCAUCCACAAAAGCAUUUCUCUCCAAUUAUGUAAAGAUCCUUGUUGAGGAUGAAGUGAAUAAAGUAGUUAAUUCAUCGAAAGAUAAAAAAUCAAAUGAGGCAACAAUUUCUUUCAGUCAUUAUUUCCACAUGGGUGACCACAAUUCCGAUGGUGUAUGUGACAAACUGAACGUAGAUUCAAAUGGAAUUUCUGCUGAAAAGAAUUUGUCAAAUGAUUCUCAAAAUCUACUACCGGCUAGCGAAUUCUUCGCUCAUAGCAAGUCUCAGAAUUCUAUUUCUACUCUUUUGGCUAGUAUAUUCAAGAAAUCAUGUGUGUCUAUAGGCGAUAUGGUGGAUGAUGAAGAAAUUGAUGAGCAAUUACCACCUGGAUUUGAAGGCAAUGCUAGAAGUGUUGUACCAGCAAACGUUUGUAAAUUUAGACCUUCAAGGUCGGAGGAGUGUAUCCCUAAGAUUGGAGGAUAUGUUGCCAUGGCAAUGUUCCGUCAGAAGCUGCAUGAUGAUGUUCUAAGGGAGUGGAAAUCAUUGUUCAUAGACAGUGUUAUCAGUCAGUUCUUUAUAUUGCAACGUGGUUUAAAGGAACGCGGUGAUUCUAACAGAAAUGUGGUGGAGAAGGGCAAGCAUAGCCAUAACCACAAGAAAAAGCUGGCACAAAAAAAGUUGAGAUCUUCUGCUCAUCUUAUGACUCCAGCCAACUCUAGGUCGUGUAAGCAACCUCUUGGAAAGCGAAGAAAACAUGAGCUUACCAGAGAUGUAUCACAAAAUGAAAGUGCUGAUGUUGAACCUCCUCUUGUGAUUAGAAGGAGUUUAAAGAAAAAGGACAUGAAUGAAUUAUCUUUGGGUGCUAGGAAUCUAAAAGCAGCAGGUAAAGGCAGUUCGUCAAGUGAUCAUUUAUCAGACGAGAAAGUAAGUUGUCAAAAAGUACAGAAGGCCAUCGAGAGGCUUCAUAAUGAUGCUGUAAAGCCUCUCAGAGAGAUGGAGUCAGCCUUCACUGAGGAUCUUGGGAAAGUUGUUGGUAGCAGAGACCAGGAUUUUGGAAGUGAGGAAAAACACACUGUUGAUUCCUCCCCCAAAAGGCUAAAAUGGAAGAAAUCAAAGCCUAAAAAAAGUAGGAACUUCAAGGAUGAUGAAGUUGCCAAAGAUUCUGGGAAGGUUGUUGGUAACAGGGUCCCUGGUGUCAGAAUUGGGGAAAAGCUUACUCAAAAGUCCUUCAAGAAGGCAUUAAAAGAUGAUCUAUGA
Messenger RNA from Carica papaya (papaya), 3262 nucleotides. Lineage: Eukaryota; Viridiplantae; Streptophyta; Magnoliopsida; Brassicales; Caricaceae. The record is from RefSeq and is a predicted model, not a curated record.